AUGAAGCUGCUGGGUGCUGUGCUGCUGGCUGCCUGCCUGCUGGGCACUGCUGCCGGGGGGGAGCAGCAUCCCUGGUCAGAUGAGCCGUCACGGACCUGCUUCUUCCAGAUGCUCAGCAGCAUGGACAGAGAGUUCUGCAGAGGGGAUUUAGAAGUUAUCUACCCGGAGCUGGGCGACGUGGCCUGCAUGUACAUCCCCAAGUGCCACCAGUACCGGCGGCGGAUCAGCAGGGAGUGGGGCAGCCCCCGGGUUCGGUACCCCCAAGCUGAGAAGAGCAAGAAGUACGUGCUGAUGCUGGUGGACCCCGAUGCUCCCAGUAGAGCCAACCCCCGGAACCGUUUCUGGAGGCACUGGUUGGUGACCGACAUCCCAGUGAGUCCCAUCGCCGUACGUCGGGGUGGCGGCAGCGCGGGGGCUUCCCCGGGAACUGGGGUGCGCCGGGCGGUGCUGCCCCGCAGGGUCGGGGGCCCACGGGAUGCGCCUCUCUCGGGGUACGGCGGCAUCGCGGCGAAAUCCCGAAGGACCAGCGUUUGCGAGAGAAAUGUAAAUGGCGCUGGGCGUGUAGAUUACGUCCGGCCCACGCCCCCGCCCCGCAGCGGGUACCACCGCUACCAGUUCCGCCUGUACCAGCAGCCGGCUGACGCCGCCAUCGCCCUGAGCCCCGAGGAGAGGGUCUCGCUGGGUGCCUGGGCGAUGGAGAGCUUUGUGGAGCAGUUUCGGCUGGGCUCCCCCGUGGCCUCAACCCAGUUCCUCACCAAAUAUUACGAGGAUUAG
Molecule: messenger RNA, 774 nt
Organism: Charadrius vociferus (killdeer)
Lineage: Eukaryota; Metazoa; Chordata; Aves; Charadriiformes; Charadriidae
Gene: PEBP4
Product: phosphatidylethanolamine-binding protein 4
Exons: 5
Coding region: 1-774 (257 amino acids)
Source: RefSeq, a predicted model, not a curated record